This is a messenger RNA of Alosa sapidissima (American shad), 1074 nucleotides long. RefSeq lists its product as uncharacterized. The coding region runs from base 1 to 1074 and encodes 357 amino acids. The transcript is spliced from 9 exons. The record is from RefSeq and is a predicted model, not a curated record. NCBI's taxonomy places the organism in Eukaryota, Metazoa, Chordata, Actinopteri, Clupeiformes, Clupeidae.
AUGAACCCGUACCUUGCCGUGAUGUAUUCUGUAGUAGAGUUCAUUGAAACCAAGGAGGUGGAACUGGUUCCCUCUCUCUGGGUGAGGGAUGGACAAUGUUACUGGCCUACUUCCCAGAGAGGAAUGGCUCUACACCAGGCCAUUAAAAAUGAGAGCUAUGAAGAGGGCCGCCGUAAGGUAAAGGAGGCGGAGGUUACCUCAGACCUCCAGUCUGAGGCGGAGGCAUCUGGUGAUAGGCCAUUGAGGAGGAAAAGAAAGAGUGUUCGACUUUGCCCCCUGGGGGGUUUGGAAGAGGUGGUGUCGGAGGAGGACAGUCCCCCACCAGCCUCCAAGAAACUCGCCCCUGCCCCUUUUAUCCCCACCAUUAAUCCCUCCCCUCAACCCACUUAUACUGUCCUGAACUCCCCUGCACUCCCUCCUCUCCCCACCACUGCACUCCCUCUUCUCCCCACCACUGCACUGAGCUUUUCGGACAUGGUCCACAAUUGGGAGCCAGACACCCACGUGCCAUCAUUACCUGGCCACAGCUUCAGAUGGGCCCCCCAGCAGACAGAUUCUGGACUACAGGGACAAAGCUCAAAUGGGGACACACAAUUACUGAAAGAGGUGCUUACAAAGCUGGAAAUGGUGCUGGACCAGCAGUCCACCAUAUUGCGGCUGCUCCAGCAUCGGGAGGGGACGGCUUUAUCAGCCCCUGAAGGCCUUCCCCUCCAGGAUUUAGCCCAGCUCCUGGUCCUGGAGCAGAGCCUCCAGGACCAGGAUCAAAGAGAAAAAAUGAUCAACUACCUGGCAAUAAUCGGGGGAGCGGAUGUACGUGACUGCACGUGGAGAUUAAUAGGGCGUGUAAUCUCAAAUGGGCUGGCCAAGGGGCUAAACUGGAGGGGAGUAAAUGGAAAGACCUCCUUGGCCAGCCUCCACCUGAAGGAGGUGAUUAUUGCUGCUGUACGCCGAAAUCCACUGUCCGCGGGUUCAUCUGAGGCGACAGUGGAGGCAGUAAUGAAGAGGUGGCUGCAGCUGGCAGCAGACCGUGAGGGAGGGCGGAAAAGGAGGCUCCUCGCAAAAGAAAAUGUUUGA